AUGUCAGAUCUAAAGAAAAAGAAAGCAAAUAGGAGAUUAGGAGUAUUGUUCUGGGAAUUGACAAGUUGUGCAUCACCUUUCAAUUUUGAAAAUACGGGCGAUUCUACUAUUCAGUUUGAAAUUCUUAAAGGCGUAAGGGAAAAACCUAUUUCGACAACAAAUGCCACAUUUGUUAAGAUUUAUCAAAAAAGCAAAUUAAUAGAUGAAUUAGAAAGUGAAGACGAAUUUUCAGACUGUGACGUUACUUUAAAAAAAUUUAAGUAG
Funneliformis geosporum is the source of this 264-nucleotide messenger RNA. NCBI's taxonomy places the organism in Eukaryota, Fungi, Glomeromycota, Glomeromycetes, Glomerales, Glomeraceae. The record is from the annotation of a GenBank genome assembly.